Molecule: messenger RNA, 14061 nt
Organism: Eurytemora carolleeae
Lineage: Eukaryota; Metazoa; Arthropoda; Copepoda; Calanoida; Temoridae
Gene: mgl
Product: low-density lipoprotein receptor-related protein 2
Exons: 42
Coding region: 18-13499 (4493 amino acids)
Molecular function (GO): protein binding; calcium ion binding
Source: RefSeq, a predicted model, not a curated record
CACACGAGGGGGAUCAUAUGUGCGGAAAACUACCGGAAGACGACAGUUCCGCUGAAGGACUUUUUAUCCCUAAAGAGAAGGUUUGCGACGGAUAUUUUGAUUGUCGUGAUAAAUCUGAUGAAGGGGAAGACUGUACCGGUAUAUCAUGUGAGAUUUCUGAGUUCCGUUGUAGAAAUGGGGAGAAGUGUAUCCAGAAGUAUCAACAGUGUAAUCAUAGGAACGAAUGUGAAGAUGGUUCUGACGAGGAGAAUUGCAAUUUCCCUCCCUGCCAUUCUGGACAGUUUCGAUGUGAAAACGCACUUUGCAUUCCUGCACGUUGGAGAUGUGACGGAUACAAGGAUUGUACAGAUGGAUCUGAUGAAAAUAAUUGUACUGCAGUCAGCUGUCCUAAUAAUAAGUUCAACUGUCCAAAGGGUGGUUUGAAUGGAUCCGCUAAAUGUAUAGAGAAGGAUAAGGUUUGUGAUGGUAAGAAGGAUUGCGAGGAUGCCGCUGAUGAAACUGGAUCAUGUUCCACUGGUAACUGUUUAUCCCUGGGAUGUGAGUAUGAAUGCCACACCUCCCUGGAUGGCGGGUUCUGUAUCUGUCCGCAGGGUAAGAAGAUCGCAAACGACUCCAGAUCAUGCGUAGAUUUGAACGAGUGUGAGGAGUGGGGCUACUGCGAUCAAAAGUGUGAGAAUGUAGAGUAUGGCGGGUCUGGAUUCCGUGACCCGAUAGAGACGGGUGGUUCUGGGUUCCGUUGUUCCUGCGUGGAAGGAUACGAGCUGAAAGAUGGCACCAGAUGCGAAGCAAGUCUUUCGUUACAAAAACCCUAUCUCUACUUUACUCAUGGAGAUGAAAUUUUGAGGGCUGACCUAAAUGGCAACGACCAGUCUGUUAUCUCGAACGCGACCUCGGCUAGUGGCCUCGACUUCCACUUCAAGAAGAAUCUUCUAUUCUUCUCUGAUGUCGAAAAGAGAAAGGUUUUUCGACUGGAACUUGACUCUACUGGGAAGAAUGUGGUCGCAAAGCGAGAUUACAGUGUCCCUGGCGCUUGGAGUCCUGUAUCUAUUGCAGUCGACUGGGUUUCCGAUAAUCUCUACGUCGUCGACAGCCUGGGUCAAAAAAUCGACAUUUUCGACAUUGACGGUGACUACCACGCCAUUGUAAUGUCGUCCAAUCUGACCUCACCGACCGAUAUUGCGCUGGAUCCUAGGAGUGGAUUUAUGUUUAUUACGGAUAAUAACAGAAUACUGCGCGCGCAUAUGGAUGGUUCUCUGGUGAAAACUCUCGUGGAAGACGCGGUGUACAAGGCAAGUGGUUUAUCCCUGGAUCUUGUGACUAGUCGAGUUUACUGGUCUGAUGUACUCCUAGACUAUAUUGAGACUGUAGACUAUAAUGGAGAGAACAGGGUUAAUAUCAUUAGAGGAGCCAAUACUGUUCCAGCACCCAAUAGGUUGACGAUAUUUGAGAGAUCAGUAUUCUGGACGGAUACUACUAAGCAGGGUGUUCUCCAGGUGGAUAAAUUUAACGGCAAGGAAUCCAUCUCUACUAUAUUCAACGAACAGGGUUCCACGAAGGAGGCAAUUGGUAUCAAGGUAUUCCACAAGUUGACCCAACCUGACAGCUACAAUGCGUGUGGAAAGAAUAACGGGAACUGUGAGCACAUGUGUAUUCUGACCGCUAGAACAGAGGAAACAUGGGGGCUAGGAUACAAGUGUGCUUGUAAGAUUGGUUACAGGCUAAACAGUGAUCAACGACGGUGCACUCGUCUCACUGAGUUCCUCAUGUACUCUCAGCAGAAGUUUAUCAAGGGGAAGGUCUUGGAUCCCAUUGUUCCUUCAUUCAACGAUGCUAUUCAACCCAUUGUUUCCAGGUCUGCUCGGUUUGUUGGCUUGGAUUUUGAUGCCAGAGAAGAAGCUAUUUACUACAGUGAUGUUAUCCUAGAUGUCAUUUACAAGGUAAAGAAAGAUGGAACCCAACGUGAGAAUGUUCUAGCAAGUCAGAACGAAGGUGUUGAAGGACUAGCGAUGGAUUGGGCUUCAAGGAACCUGUACUAUAUUGACUCCAGGAAAGGAACCCUGAAUGUGCUGAGCACCAAGACCCCAGAUAACCGUCGAACCCUGCUCAGUGAUCUGAAAAGACCCAGAGCUAUUGUGGUACAUCCGAACCGAGGAUACAUGUUCUUCAGUGAAUGGGAUAGACCAGCAAAUAUUAGUCGAGCUAACAUGGACGGAACGGAAGUAAAGGUAUUCCGAAAUGUACUGCUGGGUUGGCCGAAUGGUUUAUCAAUGGAUUAUGCUCGUGAUAGAUUAUAUUGGUGUGAUGCUCUUCUAGAUCAUAUUCAGCAUGCAAACUUAGAUGGAACUGAUGUGAAGACGAUAUCUUCUACACUUAUUCGGCAUCCUUUCUCUUUAGUCGUCUUUAAGGAUGACCUUUACGUGACGGACUGGAGACUGGACGCUAUUAUCCGUAUGCACAAGGAGACUGGAGAAAACGCGACAAUUGUCGAGAAAGUCGAGGAGAGUAAUCGACUCUACGGAAUCAAGAUAUUCUCCGAGGAGAAUCAGUUGAUCACCUCCAACCAUCCCUGCCACAACAGCAACGGAGGUUGCAAGAAACUCUGCUUCCCUGUACCAGAUAACUCAACGGAGAAGGGCAUUAAAGCCAGCUGUGGUUGUCCCUAUGGAGAAAGGUUGCAAGGAGAUGGUAUCAGCUGUGCCAGUGACCCUAGCUCCGAGCCCCCGGUCAAAGCGUGCCCGAACUCAUGGGAUUUUACCUGUGACAACCAACGUUGUAUACCUAAGACCUGGGUGUGUGACGGUGAUGAUGAUUGUCUUGAUAAUUCUGACGAACUUCAAAACUGUACUAAACCCACAUGCAGGGAGGAAGAGUAUCAAUGCAAGAGCGGACGUUGUAUUCCAAAUUCCUUCCGCUGUGAUGCAGAUAAUGAUUGUGGAGAUUUCUCAGAUGAGACUGGAUGUCUGAACGUUACCUGUGAAGACAGUCAAUUCCGUUGUACUAACGGCCGCUGUAUUCCUAUGACCUGGAAAUGUGACGGGGAAAACGACUGUGGCGACGGCAGCGACGAAGGAAACACGUGUGAUGAGAAAACGUGCGCAUAUUUUCAAUUUACAUGUGCACAAUCAGGUCACUGUAUCCCACAGUCCUGGGUCUGCGACGGAGACAACGAUUGUUUCGACAAUACCGACGAGUCGAGUUGUCCUCCUAUCACAUGCUCCUCGUCGCAUAUUAAAUGUGGGAACCUGAACAAGUGUAUCCAUGAAUCCUAUAAGUGUGACGGACUCCCUGACUGUGAUGAUGGGAGUGAUGAGCAGGGUUGCCCUGAAAUUGCCGAGGAUCAGUGUGAUCCAGACCGACAGUUCCGGUGUGGUAAGACUGGAGUAUGUGUUCCUAAAGCCUGGUACUGUGACGGUACUCCAGAUUGUGACGAUGGUUCAGACGAACCUACAACAUGUGGAAAUGUGAACUGUCAAGAAGGAUACUUUAAAUGUAACAAUGACAAGUGUGUGUUUAAAGCGUAUAUAUGUGAUGGUGAAGAUGAUUGUGGAGAUGGAAGCGAUGAAGGUGAAGAGCAUGCUUGUAAAGCUGUUACAGUCCCUUGCCCUGAAGGACAAUGGAAAUGUCCUGGUGAUCAUGUGACCAAUGUUUGUAUUGAUAUCAACAAGGUUUGCGAUGAUAAUCCUGAUUGUCCCAAUGAAGGAGAUGAAGGUGUUCUUUGUGACGCUAAUGACUGUGCUGGAACCCGAGCAGGAUGUUCAAAUGGAUGUCUGCAGACCCCUGCGGGUCCUAUGUGUACCUGCCCACGUGGAGAAACUCCCCACAAGAAUGAUACUCGGGUUUGUGUGGACCUGAACGAAUGUGACCCCCCUGGAGUAUGUAGUCAGACCUGUACCAACAUGAAGGGAGGAGCUAACCGUCCUGGAUAUAUUUGCUCCUGUGCUGAAGGAUACAUCCUAGAGCCUGAUAAAUCCUCAUGUAAAGCUACAAACCAUUCUGAGGCUUUCCUCGUUAUCUCCAACCGCAGAACUUUACUGGUGAGUGAUCUCCAGGAGCAUUCUCUAGAGAGGAUCCCUGCUGACGUGGAGAAUGUAGUUGCUACAGCUUCCAACAUGCAUGAUGAUAUUAUUUACUGGUCUGACAUGAAGGUUAAGAUGAUCAUGAGCUUCAAGAAGGAUGGAGGAACUGAGAAACCUAAACCUCUAAUCAGUAGUGGAGUAGAUCUAGUGGAAGGACUGGCAUAUGAUUGGGUUGGUAAGAACAUAUACUGGCUGGACUCUAGACUUAAUACUAUUGAGGUCGCGAAGGAGAACGGAACCCAUAGAAUGAUCCUGAUCAACCAAAACAUUACUCAACCACGUGGACUCACUCUUGAUCCUAGUGAGGGUGCAAGAUGGUUGUUCUGGACAGACUGGGGAGAGAAUCCAAGGAUUGAGAGGGUUGGUAUGGAUGGUAACAACCGACAAGUUAUCAUAUCUACCAAGAUAUUCUGGCCGAACGGUCUUGCUCUGGAUAUACCGACGAAACGAGUUUACUUUGCUGACUCUAAACUUGACUUUAUUGAUUUCUGUAAUUACGAUGGGACAGGGAGACAGCAGGUUGUAGCAAACAGUCACUACCUUCUCCAUCCUCACUCCUUGUCAGUGUUUGAAGAUCAAGUUUACUGGACUGAUCGUCAGCUCAAUAGAGUUCUCAAGGCUAAAAAGUUCCGUGGUGCCAACGAGACUAUUGUGAGUCAAUUAGUUUCCCAACCUCUCUCUGUUCAUGUUCAUCAUAGAUCCUUGCAGCCUGAUAUGGUGAACCCAUGUGAGAAAAAUGAAUGUGAUCAACUCUGUCUCCUCUCCCACUCCGACCCGAAAGGUUUUGUGUGUAAGUGUAGACCCGGAUUCAGAUUGGUCGACGACAAGACCUGCGUGGAGAAGGAGAACCCUUACCUCAUGGUUGUCAAGAACUCCCAGAUUGUCGACCUCUCCGUCAUGCCCGAGGAUGAGAGUGUCGGUCACAUCACCCCGAUUGUAGAUCUCAAGAUCGGGAAGAGUGUUGACUAUGACUCCAGCCAGCAAACUAUAUUCUGGACUGAGCUGGAAAAUGAAAAGGACAAGAACGGAACCCUGUACUACUCCAAUAUUGGAGGAGGAGAUAAAAUCAAUUUCUUUGGUGAGUUCGACACAGGGAUGGUUGGAUCCCCGUAUGCAAUCUCCUUCGACUGGGUCGGUAGAAAUCUGUACAUCGCGAACCAGGAAUCCUCGAGUAUCGAACUGGUUCGUGUCGACGGAAAGCGGAAGAAGCGAAUGGUGAUUUUAACGAACGACGGAACCGACAUCGGAGUCGGGAAACCUGUUGCCAUUUCCGUUGAUCCACAGAACGGUAAACUGUACUGGUUGGAUCAGGGUGGUGCUGGAGUACCGGCUAAGAUUGGAAAAGCCAAUAUGGAUGGAAGCAACCCAGAGAUAUUGCUGAAGGAUAAUCUAACCCAUCCUGAGUUCCUUACACUAGACCCAGAUACAGAGAUGUUAUACUUCUCAACAAGCUUUAAACCUAAGCUUGAUCAAGGAGGGUUUAUACGUACGAUUGAAUCAAUAAACAGUGAUGGAUCUAACCGAAGAACAAUAAUAUCCUCAACAUCAAUGAUAAACAAACCAGCUGCUCUAGCGGUCAUGGAGAGAAGACUUUACUACCUGGAUCCAGACUUUGAGCAGGUUGUGCGGGUAGAUCUUCCUAAUGGAGAUAAUCCUAAGAUCCUGCUAGAUAAUGAAGCUGAUCUAAGAACUCUGAACAUAUACAGGAAGCGACCACGCCCUGGAACACACCCCUGCCUAACCAACCAGGGUGGUUGCAAUCAUAUUUGUAUCCCUGCAAGCUCCAACACUAGAACUUGUGGAUGUUCGGUUGGAUUCCAGAAAACUCCAGGUUCUGAAACUGGUUGCCAACCCUACGACUCCUUUGCAAUUGUCUCUCAACUUCACCUAGCGAGAGGUUUCAGUCUUAAAGAUCAAGGAGAGGCCAUGAUGCCUAUAUCAGGAAAAGGCCACAAUAUCCUGCAUAUUGAUUACCAGUUUGAUGAGAACUGGAUCUACUGGGUGGAUUAUGAAGAGGAUCAACAUAAUGGAAUUUACAGGAUUAAACCUGAUGGAACAGAUAGACAUCAUGUUGUCCAUGAUGGGAUUGGUAAGUCUGGUAUCCGUGGUGUAGCAGUAGACUGGAUAAACAAGAACCUCUACUUUACCAACGUGUUUCCUCAUGAAACCUAUAUAGAGGUUUGCUGGUUGGACGGAAAGUAUAGGAAGGUUAUCUACAGCUCUACUACGGAUAGCCCAAGGGAGAUUGCCGUGAACCCUGUGAAGAAGUACAUCUACUGGUUGGACUACGGACAAUUCCCUAUGCUAGCCAGAGCCUGGUUGGAUGGAACUCACAGAGAAACCUUGGUUACGUCAGGGAUCAGUAAUCCUAGAGAUUUAACCAUAGAUAUGCAGACACAUGAUAUAUACUGGGUGGAUUCUAAACAUGAUGCAAUCUAUAAGAUACCCUUUGACGGAGGAAACAAACCACAGGUUAUCCGGGAUCAUUUGCCCAACCCUCGUGGUCUAGCUCUGCUCAAGGGAGACAUCUAUUGGGUAGAUAGAAACCUACAGAAUAUUUUCAAAGCUAGUAAACUUCCGGGUCAGGUGGCACCACCUGAAACGGUUAAAUCAGGACUGCAAGAUCUUAGAGAUAUUGCAAUUUUCAAUGUUGAAAACCAGCCAAGAUCAGAAACGUCUUGCUCCAAACUUGGAAAUGGUGGUUGCUCCCAACUCUGCUUUACUCCUCCUGAUGGAGAAACUAGUAUUGGACUCUGUGCCUGUGCUGCCGGAGUCCUGGAUACAGAUGGUAAAACCUGCACGAAUGCCAAGAACUAUAUUGUUUACACUACAAGGUCGGAGAUUAGGUCAGAGUUUAUUCCUCUGAAUGUGUCCAACUCUCCGGCACAGCCACCCUUUGAUCCAAUUGUGAACAUGUCCAAUGUUGUCGGCAUAGAGUUUGAUUAUGCUGAUAACCAACUUUUCUUCACCCAGAUCCGACCUGAACCCUUAAUCGGGUGGAUGGACGCUAAAAACCCCAGUGUUAAUUUUACAACUAUACUAUCUGAUAAAAUGAGAGGGAUAAAUCCAGAAGGAAUUGCAUACGAUUGGGUUCACAAGAAGAUAUAUUGGACUGACAGUAGAAAUAACUCUAUUUAUUCCAUGAACCGGGACGGAUCUCAGAUCAUAGAUAUGGUUAGAGUAGAGCGGCCUAGAGCCAUUGCAGUCCAUCCAUGCAAGGGAUACAUGUUCUUCACAGACUGGGGACAUUUUGGAGAGAGUGGAAAGAUCUACAGAUCUACAAUGGCAGGAACACACAAAACUCCUAUAGUAGAGAGCAACCUAACUCAACCCAGCGGGCUCACCAUUGAUUAUGAACAUGACUUCAUUUAUUUCACAGAUGCUGUUCGUGAGGUCAUUGAGAGAUGUGAUAUAAAUGGAACCCGGCGGCAACUCCUGGUUUCAGCAACUAUCUAUCCAUUUGCCAUCACUGUUGAUAGGGAUUUCAUCUACUGGACGGAUCUACAGCUCAGGGGACUAUUCAGAGCUGAGAAGCAUACAGGAUACAACAUGGAGGAGGUGGUGAAACGUUUAGACAAUUCUCCCCGGGAUAUUCAGAUAUACAGCGAGGAAAAACAGGGGAAAUGUGAGAUUGAGCAGUGCAAUAUUGACAAUGGUGGAUGUGCUGACAGCUGUCAUCCUUCAGUAAAUGGAGAACCAGAAUGCCAUUGUUCAUACGGUAAAGCAGUGAAUGAAGGGAAGCAGUGUGUGAAUGAUACAGUAUCCUGUGAUGGGAACAAGUUUCAUUGUGGAAAUGGUAAAUGUAUUUCUAGACUCUGGGCUUGUGAUGGUGAUGAUGAUUGUGGUGAUAAUACUGAUGAAGCCUUUGAUUACUGUAGUUAUCACACAUGUGCACCCUCUGAAUACAGAUGUGGAAAUGGUCGCUGUAUUUUCCAAACCUGGCAGUGUGAUCAUGAAGACGACUGCGGAGACGGGACUGAUGAGAUUGAUUGUGAAUAUCCAGGUUGUGCAGAGGGAGAAUUUACUUGUAAAAACUCCAGAUGUAUCCCAGAGAACCAAGUUUGCAACGGUAUUAAUGACUGCAAAGAUGACACCACCAGUGAUGAAUUAAUUGAAAUGUGUAAGUCUAGAAAUGUAACAUGUCCCCCUAACCACCUUCAAUGUAAAUCAACAACCAUCUGUGUUGAACCAUUUUGGCUUUGUGACGGAGACAAUGAUUGUGGAGAUAACAGUGAUGAAGAUCCUCUACAUUGUAGUUCCAGAUCAUGUCCUCCGAACAGUGUGAGAUGUCCUGAUCACAGAUGUAUUCCAGCAACCUGGUAUUGUGACGGCGAUCCAGAUUGUGCAGAUGGUAGCGAUGAGCCUAAAGACUACUGUGAGUCUGAAAAGAAAACUUGUAUUGGAGAUCUAUUCACAUGUGAUAAUGGAAACUGUAUCCCACGUAUCUAUCUCUGUGAUGGAGAUAAUGACUGUCUUGACAACUCUGAUGAGAAUGCUGAACGCCAAUGCAACAAUAGACAAUGUGAUGCUGUGACUGAGUUUGAGUGUACACAGAACAAAUUAUGGAACCGUGCAAUGUGUAUUCCGGUGAAGUGGGUUUGUGACGGGGAUCCAGAUUGUGUAGAUGGAGCUGAUGAAAACUCAACCCUAACUGGAUGUACUAGACCUGAAGAGCAAUGUGGUGAGGAUCAGUUCAAGUGUGGGAAUGGACGAUGCAUCAAUAAAAACUGGAAAUGUGAUCAUGAUAAUGAUUGUGGAGAUGGGACUGAUGAAGGGAAGGAGUGUGGUAAACUUUAUGCUACUUGUAGUUCUACUGAGUUUGCUUGUGAGAAUGCAAAAUGUAUCAAUACCAACUACAGAUGUGACGGAGAGGAUGAUUGUGGAGAUCACUCUGAUGAAGUAGGAUGUGACAAGUCUAACUCUACUUGUACUGACGGACAAUAUCUGUGCAGAAACCAGAAAUGUAUUGAUUACGACAUGGUCUGCGACAAAAAGGACGACUGUGGGGACGAGAGCGACGAACCCCUGCACUGUGGGCAGAAUGAGUGUGAGAAUGUAGCAACGAAUGGAUGUGAACAUCUAUGUAUUGAUACUAAAGAAUCCUUCAAGUGCAAAUGCAAUUCCGGAUACAGACUGAUGGAGGAUGGUAAGGCGUGUAUAGAUAUAAAUGAAUGUAUCAACCCCCCUGCAGAUAAACCAUGCAGCCAACUUUGUGUAAACACAGAGGGAGAUUUCACUUGUAAAUGUGACGCUCAGUUUUACACUAAAGAACCCGAUUCUAGAACCUGCAAGAGAACAGAUAAUAUUGAACCUUGGAUACUAUUUACAAACAAAUACUAUCUCAGGAACAUGUCCACAGAUGCUAGAGAAUACAACCUAGUCAUUCAGAAUCUAAGAAACGUAGUUGCACUUGACUAUGAUUACGAUCAGGAGGAAAUUUAUUUCUGUGAUGUAUCCGCCAAGACCAUUUUUAAAUCUAAAGUUGGAUCUGAAGAUCGAACCAAUAUUAUCCGUCAUGAGAGCAAUGGUUUGGAGGGUAUGGGAGUGGAUUGGGUAGGAAGGAAACUAUAUUGGUUGGACCGACACACUAAGCAUCUGAGUGUAAGUGAGCUGGAUGGUACUUACAGGAAAACUCUGAAAACCAAUGUAGAUGAUCCCCGAGCCCUGGUGGUGCAUCCCGGCAUUGGAUAUAUCUUCUUCACUUCUUGGCAUCUUCAAGCUUAUAUUGGGAGGAUUGGAAUGGAUGGAUCAAACAUGACAAGAAUAGUUGCUACAACUCAAGGAGACAAAUUGGCCUGGCCUAAUGCUCUGACAAUAGAUUAUUUUUCUGAGAAGAUCUGGUGGGCUGAUGCUCAUCUGGAUUAUAUUGCUUUCUCAGAUUUUGAUGGAAAUAACAAAAAGAUGGUUCUGGAGGGAAACUCUGUUCCCCAUGUUUUUGCCAUAACAAUCAUGGAUGAUUACAUUUAUUGGACGGAUUGGAAUAAAAAGGCAAUUCUUAAAGCUCAUAAAUUUACUGGAAACGACUACACAGUUCUCCGAAAUACCACACACAGACCUUAUGAUAUUCAUGCUUAUCAUCCACGCAGACAAAUAAAAUAUGAUAAUCCGUGUGCAAACCAGAAUGGUGGUUGUUCACAUCUCUGUCUCAUCUCUCCAAACAAUAUGGAGGGAACUAAGUAUAUGUGCGCCUGCCCUAACGAUUUUAUCCUAACUCGAGAUAAUAAGACCUGUAUUCCUAACUGUACAGAGGGUCAGCACAGGUGUGGAGGAUCUGAUGAUAAAUGUAUCCCCUUCUACUGGAAGUGUGAUGGAUCAGAGGAUUGUCAGGAUGGAAGUGAUGAGCCUGCCUCAUGCCCUCCAAGAGAAUGUAAGGAGGGUCAGUUCCAGUGUAAGAAUAAUAACUGCACCCUGGUUACUGCUAUCUGUGACGGGAGGAAUGAUUGUGGGGAUAUGAGUGAUGAAGAGCACUGUAGCCAUGAAUGUUCUGAACAUGAGUUUAAAUGUAAAUCAACUGGAAAAUGUGUGCUGGGAGCCUGGAAGUGUGAUGGUGAUGCUGAUUGUGCUGAUGGCAGUGAUGAAGCUGAUGAUGUUUGUCACAACAGAGAAUGCGAUGAGGAGACAGAGUUCAAGUGUAACAAUGGCAAAUGUAUUCCAACUUUGUGGAGAUGUGACUUUGAUGAUGAUUGCGGCGAUGACAGUGAUGAACCUGCUCAUAUUUGUAGAAAUCAGAACUGUACAACUGGCUGGAGAAGAUGUCCAUCCCAUUCCAACUACAGGUGUAUUCCAGAAUGGUUGUUCUGUGAUGGAAAGGACGACUGUAGAGACGGAACUGAUGAAUUGGCUGAAAACUGUCCUAAAUGCGAAGACAAGGGAGACUUCAAAUGCAGAAACAAUAGAUGUGUUCCUCAGCGCUGGACUUGUGACUUUGAAAAUGACUGUGGAGAUAAUUCAGAUGAGAGUGAAGAUUUAUGCUCUGGAAAAUACAGAGAAUGUUCAGAAUCAGAAUUCAAAUGUGGCAAUGAUAAAUGUAUUCCUGCAAGAUGGCAGUGUGAUCAUGAUGAUGAUUGUGGUGAUGGUAGUGAUGAAAGCAGCUGCAAAGAUCACAAAUGUCCUGAAGAUAGGUUUAAAUGUAACUCUGGACAUUGUAUCAAGAAGGAACUUCUCUGUGACGGAGACAAGGACUGUCAGGAUCUGUCUGAUGAGUUGACAUGUCCUCCCAGAUUCCCUGGUGGCAAAUAUUGUCCCGAGGACAGAUUUGAAUGCGCGAACCAUCUGUGUGUUAGAUUAUCCGACCUCUGCGAUGAUAUUGAUGAUUGUGGGGAUGGUUCUGACGAAGAGGCCGGAAUUUGCCAAAAUUUCACCUGCGACAAAGUGGAUAAAUUCCAGUGCGCAGAUGGGAAAUGUAUUCCCAAAUCUGGCCUUUGCGAUGGGAUCAAACAGUGUGCUGAUGCUAGUGAUGAAAAUGACAUGUCUCUCUGUGGUGCCAAACCUGAUGUUCCUUGUCAAUUUAACGAGUUCAAAUGUGCAAAUCACAAAUGUGUUAUGGCGUCAAAGAUGUGUGAUCUAAAUGAUGAUUGUGGUGAUGGUAGUGAUGAAAGAGGUUGCCACAAUGCGGGUUCAUGUGGUGAUCAUUCUGAAGGCAAUGGUGGUUGCCAGGAGAACUGUUCCAAUAUCCCAGGUGGUGGAUAUAUUUGUCAUUGCCUCAAGGGAUCCAUCAUUGAUCGAAAUAAUCCUAAAAAAUGCCUGGAUGUUAAUGAAUGUGAAACUGAUUACAAUUACUGUUCACAAAUCUGCACAAAUUUUCCGAAUGCGGACUAUCCUGAUCAAAAAGGAACGUUUGCCUGUUCAUGCAAACCUGAUUUUGAAGCUACUGAUGAAAAUUCUGGUGUCUGCAAAGCUAUUCGUGGAGAAGCAGAACUAUUUUUUGUCAAUAAAGAUGAAAUAAUCAGUCUGGAGUUAGGAGCAAGCAACAGGGCAAGAGAGAUUAUUAAAGAGCAAGAAAGAAUUCCCAGCAUUGAUUUCGACCCCUACAACAACAUGAUAUUCUGGGUUGAUGAUCAGGAUAAGAGCGUAAAAAGAUCUUUAAUCCCACAAAUGCAUCCUGGCGCUGAGAUCGGAUAUCCUCAAUACCUUCAACAAACAAGUAAAUCCGGGAAACCAUCCUCGAUUGCCUAUGACUGGGUUGGAGAGAAUCUCUACUGGACGGAGACAGAGUAUUCAGGUGGUAAAAUCAUGGUUUCUAAAAGAGACGGUAGAUAUGCUAAAGUUCUCAUUGACUCUAGAAUAGAAGAUCCUACCAGUGUUGCUGUAGACCCUGAGCUGGGUUUCAUGUACUGGGCAGAUGCUGGAAAUAAACCUAAGAUUGAAUCUGCCUGGAUGGACGGAAGCAACAGGAAAAUAAUUGUCUCUGAGAGAAUUCUGCGUCCAACAAGUUUGACCAUUGAUUACCUAAUGGACCAUACUAUUUACUGGACUGAUGCUAAAGCCAAUAUUAUUGAAUCCAUGUCAAGAACAGGAGAAAGGCGUCAUGUCAUUGUACGAUCUCCAUUCGUCAUUCGUCCCUUGUCUAUCGAUGUUUUUGAAUCCAUGAUGUACUGGGUGUCUGAGAACUCAAGAGGACUGAAUAUUGUAAAAAUGGACAAGUUUGGUAGAGGCCAGCCUGUAAUAGUGGCCGGAGAUAUUCAAGGAUCCUCAGCGGUUAAAGUCUUCCAUCCUCUCAAGUAUAAUCUGACACUGGAUAACCCAUGUUCAACAUCUGGUUGCUCACAUCUUUGUUUGUUGGUUCACGGAGGAUAUAGAUGCUUGUGCCCGACCAAUUUUAGAUAUACUGAUGGAAAUAAACAGACUUGUGACGCAACAAUAGAACCUCCUAAGGCUGAACCCCUGGUUUGUCAUUGUCAGAAUGGCGGCUACUGCAAGGAGACCGUAUCCGGCGAGACCAGCUGUGUGUGCACUGAGAACUUUGUCGGCCAUUACUGUGACAUCAGACGGGAUCAGACAAUCACCCGCGCGGGAACAUCAUCAGCUGCUGUCGCUGUUCCGGUCAUUCUCAUUAUUAUCGUUAUUCUGUGCGCCCUGGGGCUUUAUGUUUACUACCAGAGGAAGCGCGGAGAGACCAAGAUAUUGGGUGGUUUGAGUAACAGUGUUUCAUUCCGUGAUGGAUCUAAUGUCGAGUUUGAUGGGCCAACUUUCAGUCCUCCUCCACUUAAUCCGGGAAAGGAAACCCAAGUCGGUUUGGGAGGGUUGAGUGAUUCUAACCGAGAUUUCUCUAAUCCCAUGUAUGAUAUGCAGAGCGGUAGACAAGAACCAGUACCAUCUCAUGUAUCACAAUCAAAUAUUGGAGUUCACAGAGAACUAAACCCUGUGACGAUAGACACUGGCAAGGACACACAAUGUCUAGUUGAAGACGACAGUGAAUGCUAGUGAAACAUUCUCAUUUACAAAAAUUUACUCGUGGAUUUUAUCCGCUAACUUCUAGUGGAUUUUAUUCUAAAAUGCUUGGCGGAUUUUCCAGGGAAUUGAAGCCAAUAAGAGAGGGUUUGGUUAUAUCCAAUAUGUGUGAUACUCAGACGUGAUAAACAACGUAAUUGUGGGAUUGUUAUGUUGCACUUAACAUCCACAAAUGUCAGAUAAAGACAUGAUGAUCCAGGAGUAUUUUUAUUUUACAUUCCAAUAUAUUGAUAUAUCAUUUUCUUUAAUGAUACUUACUUUUAAGCAAACCAAGAUUUUACAAGCAGUAAUUUUACUAUGCAAUAAGUUUUAAAUUUUAAUUAUUCAGCUUCACGACUAUGCAUUUAGAUAUUCAUUAUAAACUAAACAACUGAAUAAAAAGUAAAAAUUUUAUCCCUAGGACUGUAAUUUGAAUGAUCGACAAUUUUAAGUUGUUAAAUAUGUUAUAAACCUUGUGCUGAUUAUAAAUAUGUAUAAAAACGCAAUGCCAAAUUGUAUGUUAGAUUUUUAUCUUUCAAUAAAUCCGUCCAAGUUG